Messenger RNA from Chrysochloris asiatica (Cape golden mole), 1779 nucleotides. RefSeq names its product hyaluronan synthase 1 (gene HAS1). Gene Ontology annotation, biological process: hyaluronan biosynthetic process; extracellular matrix assembly. The transcript is spliced from 5 exons. The coding region runs from base 34 to 1776 and encodes 580 amino acids. The record is from RefSeq and is a predicted model, not a curated record. Gene Ontology annotation, molecular function: hyaluronan synthase activity. Lineage: Eukaryota; Metazoa; Chordata; Mammalia; Afrosoricida; Chrysochloridae.
ACAGAAGAGAGUGCCGGGGCCGGACCCUCAGCGAUGAGACAGGAUAAACCCAAGCCCACGCCUGCAGCCCGCCGGUGCUCCGGAUUGGCCCGUAGGGUGGUGACCAUCGCCUUCGCCCUGCUCAUUUUGGGCCUCAUGACCUGGGCCUACGCCGCCGGUGUGCCGCUGGCUUCGGAUAGCUACGGCCUCCUGGCCUUCGGCCUCUAUGGAGCCUUCCUUACCGCGCACCUGGUGGCGCAGAGCCUCUUCGCCUAUCUGGAGCAUCGACGGGUGGCGGCGGCAGCGCGGCGCGCAGCAGCGCGUGGACCUCUGGUUGCGGCCCGGGCGCGCAGCGUGGCGCUGACCAUCUCCGCGUACCAGGAGGACCCCACAUACCUGCGUCAGUGCCUGGCGUCCGCGCGCGCUCUGCAGUACCCGCGCGAGCGGCUGCGAAUCCUCAUGGUGGUGGACGGUAACCGCCCCGAAGACCUCUACAUGGUGGACAUGUUCCGAGAGGUCUUCGCCAACGAGGAGCCCGCCACCUACGUGUGGGACGGCAACUACCACCAGCCCUGGGAGCCCGCGUCGGCGGGCGUGCAGGGAGCCUACCGGGAGGUGGAGGCUGAGGACCCUGGGCGGCUGGCCGUGGAGGCGCUGGUGAGGACGCGCAGGUGCGUGUGCGUGGCCCAGCGCUGGGGCGGCAAGCGCGAGGUCAUGUACACGGCCUUCAAGGCGCUGGGCGACUCGGUGGAUUACGUGCAGGUCUGUGACUCAGACACAAGGCUGGACCCUAUGGCGCUGCUGGAACUCGUGCAAGUGCUGGACGAAGACCCCCGGGUAGGGGCUGUGGGGGGAGAUGUUCGGAUUCUUAACCCCUUGGACUCCUGGGUCAGCUUCCUAAGCAGCCUUCGAUACUGGGUGGCCUUCAACGUGGAGCGGGCUUGUCAGAGCUACUUCCACUGUGUGUCCUGCAUCAGUGGUCCCCUAGGCCUGUACAGGAACAACCUCCUGCAACAGUUCCUCGAAGCCUGGUACAACCAGAAAUUCCUGGGCACCCACUGCACCUUUGGAGAUGACCGACACCUCACUAACCGCAUGCUCAGCAUGGGCUACGCCACCAAGUACACCUCGCGGUCCCGCUGCUACUCGGAGACGCCCUCGGCUUUCCUGCGCUGGCUGAGUCAGCAGACGCGCUGGUCCAAGUCCUACUUCCGGGAAUGGUUGUACAAUGCCCUUUGGUGGCACCGGCACCAUGCCUGGAUGACCUACGAGGCGGUGGUCUCGGGCCUCUUUCCUUUCUUCGUGGCGGCCACUGUGCUGAGACUCUUCUAUGCCGGUCGCCCAUGGGCGCUUCUCUGGGUGUUGCUGUGUGUGCAGGGUGUGGCGCUGGCUAAGGCGGCCUUUGCGGCCUGGCUGCGCGGCUGUGGGCGCAUGGUGCUGCUCUCCCUUUACGCACCCCUCUACAUGUGCGGCCUGCUGCCCGCCAAGUUCCUGGCCCUGGUCACCAUGAACCAGAGCGGCUGGGGCACCUCGGGCCGCCGCCAGCUGGCUGCUAACUACGUCCCGGUUCUGCCGCUGGCCCUCUGGGCGUUGCUGCUGCUCGGAGGCCUGGUGCGCAGUGUGGUCCAAGAGGCCACGGCCGACUGGAGCGGUCCCUCCCGGACUGCCGAGGCCUACCAUCUGGCUGCCGGGGCGGGCGCCUAUGUGGGGUACUGGGUGGUCAUGUUAACGCUGUACUGGGUGGGUGUGCGGAAGCUUUGCCGGCGGCGUGCAGGGGGUUACCGGGUCCAGGUGUAAGUC